Messenger RNA from Amoebophrya sp. A120, 4443 nucleotides. The record is from the annotation of a GenBank genome assembly. NCBI's taxonomy places the organism in Eukaryota, Dinophyceae, Syndiniales, Amoebophryaceae.
UCAAAGACAAGGACGUAAUUUUGAUCUACUUCGGGAAGCACGUGAUAAAGGAAUUCUGUGCAUGUUGAGAAGAUGCUCUACUUACAACUUUUCUUCGUGCACCAACAUGAGGCCGCACCAGAAGAGAGACCAAGUAGCGUAGUGCGUCGGCUUGCAAAUGAUGUCGUCGCUCCAUCUUGUUCCACGAGAACCUCCUUUGGUGGACCAACCCGAAGGGCGAUGACGGUCGUCCGCGGGAACGACCUGCGGAACGACGAUGCCUCCUGCUCCUGUCUCGACGCACCACGAGAGUUUCGAGCGGCAGCGCGUAUGCUUAGUGGGGAAACGAGGAAACCUGCUGAAAAAAUGUCGAGGUGUCCUCGCCUUUCUCGGGCUGGCGGAUUGUGGUUUUCAGCGCGCGAAGAUGAUUAUAACUCGGGCUGCAUCAUCAAUUCGGUUCUCCCCGAGUGCUGCACCUCGUCCGCGGGCAUCGUGUGCAGUGUGGCCUUGCAUGCGGGUAAAAAUAGCAGGGCAAGCAGUCAUUCGGUGGGCCACGACCUAUCUAGCGUUCUUGCUCCUGUUCCUUCUGAAGCUGGCGCCCUUUUAUCUUCAAUUACACUUUCAUUUCGCGCGCGCGGAUCUGACGCCGGAAGAGGAGGAGGCCUGGUUCAAGAAGCACAACCUGGAUGGGAAGGCGGUGGGAACCAAAUCUCUGAAGGAUCUGAACAUGACGGACGAGGAGAUCCGAGUUAUCCUCCAGGACCACAUCUACUCGCGCUUCAUCGGGAAGGAUUUUACCAACAUCAACGGGCAGGAAAAACUGUUCCUGUGGCAGGAAAACGAAUUCUGCGAGGAAUGGGGCUUCGGCAUGGAAGAGUAUAACGAAAUUUUGCAGCACGUCUACACGGUCGACUUCGAGGCGAGCGAACGCAAACAGCAGUGCACAGCGGCGUACGAGAAGUACCACCAGCAGGUGGAACUAGACACGAUCACAGCAGGGGGCAACGCGCGGAAAGAUAAUGUGGACGAUGCAAAGGAGCAUAAGCAGCUGCAAGAGAACAACGUGAUCACUGUGCAGUACCUCGUAUACGAUGGGCAGCGACCACCGGGACUGGGGGAUCGGCUGCUGCAUUUACUCGACGCCGCGACCGUGGCCUUGACUCUGGAGUCCAGUGCAGCGUUUCAGGCAAACAUGCGGAAGGCUUGGAAGGAGAGGGUACUGCUUGCUGUUCAAGAAGAAGCUUCUUCUAGUAGUACAACAAAUUUGGGUGAAUACGAACAAAAGAGUAACGGGACGAAUGCAUCAUUAUCCUCGCGGGCAUCUUUGCACUCAGGAGAAUCUCCGGAAGGCGUACCUUUCGACGAAAGACUUCAUCAAAGCGGCGACGACUAUCCACUGCAAAGGAUCUACUUGUUCCAUGCUGGUACUAAUGAUCGAAAUCAUGCAUUCCAAACUCCAUAUCUUCUCGUAGAUAAAUUGGUACUGGUACGAUUAUACUUUUGCACGUGCAUAACGUCGACCCUUCGGCAAUAAAGAUGCACUUCCGCGUCCAAGUCCUCACUUACUGGGAUGAAUCGUCCAUCCACAGUGGAUUGAAGCGGGACAGCUUCUUCCACGUUUUCAAAAAGGAGCUCCCAAAGAACAUUGUUUUCCUGAGAGACGAGAAGCACAUGUGGGAAGUGCUGGACGAUGAAGGUCCGAACAGCCGCAGCCGGUUUUUCGGUCGAUUUCGGGACUACCUUGGCGACAGCAAGUUGGUCGCGCGGAGCAACGUGGCAAACGACUGGCGCACCGAGUACAUGCCGAAGGAGCGGUGGUUUCAAAUCAAAAAACAGGAAUUCUUGUACGAACUGGGCGAAAGGUUCGGUCGCCCCGUCGAGAGCAUGUCGGACGAGGAGCUCAUGGUGCGUAUCCUUUGUAAAAACGUAACUAGUUCAUCUUACCCUUCUGCACAAUAUUGCGAUGUGCAUUUUUGAUUGUUCCCAAAACGCCUCCACUAAUGCGGAUUUGCUUCAGGGGGGGGAUCAAUCUGCGUUGUCGUGUCUGUAAAUUUGUUACGCGCUCGCGUUAUGAUCAGCACGACAAGGGAGUACUGGCGGGUUUCUCCUGCGGCUAGACCAACUAGGCACGGCUGCUGCGUUGACGCCACACAGUCUGUUCUGCAUGUUGUCCCGCGACAUGUCGUGUGAUGGUUCCGAAAGAACUUCCGGGAUCGUCUUGCCGAGCUCCCAAGAACUUGAGUUUCAAUUUGUGCUAGGAGGAGGUAAGUACGGCGUAUUUCCAGAGCAUGCUGCGACUGUCUUUGCCGCCCCCAAGUGAGCUCGGCAAGAUGUACGCGGGCAUGACAGCAGGCGGGAAUGAAAUUGGAAUUGAGAAAAUUAUAAACGCUGAUGGGGAUGCGGCUCUUGAACAAGUACAAGGAAUCAAAGAGGAAGUUUCUUCACAAGAACUAUCCGGACGAGACGAAAAAAGUUUCCCGAGCAAGGGAGCCAUGCAUGAACCCGAACAAACGACUGCAAGCAAAUACUCCGCGACACCGAACACGCGCGCAAUUCCCCUUCUCCUUGACCUGAUGCCGCAGAUUGACUUGUGGUCCCCCCCGCAGCACGGCUCACACCCGGAGAAGCGGUUCUGGGAGUGGCGGCGGACCGAGUGGGGGCGGCUGUAUUUUGGCAAUGACUACCUGUGUUUUCUGGAGCGCUUCAUGUUCUUCGCUUCAAAAAUAUCACACAGAAAAAAACUGGCAGGUCAUAUUUGUAAUGCAAAAAUAAAUAGACGAAAAGAUUUGCAUUGCAUAUCCUAAGUCGCAUGCUAUGAGGCCGCCAAUGACAAAUUUUUCUGUGUAUUUGUUUUUGCAUUACAAAUAUGCCCUGCCAGCUUUUUUCUGUGGGAUAAAAAAUGCAGAUGGACGUGACAGCGUUCUUCACAACAUCCUCAACCUCAACAGACGGGCGGAGUGAGCUUGGUUCUCCUGCUGCAAAUCCGCAUGAAGAGCAGGAAAAUACUACAUCUCCUUUGCAAACAAGAUCCGAAGCACGAGCGACAAGUGCAGCACGGGUAGCGUCCAACAAGAAGGCAUCCUCUCCUUACUUCGCCCUCCAUGUCCGGGUCGGUGACCUGCAGCAUACGAACGACCACGACCUGUGGCUGCGUGCGGAAGUGUUCAAGCAGUUAACCGAGAUCGCGCAGAGUCAGAAGAAAGCGGUGUCCUCCCACCUCGCCAAGAUUCCCUGGGUCCUGGUCGGCGACUCCGAGCAACACCUGCUGGCGUACCAGCGGUUCCUCGCUCAGAAGCUCAACGUGACCGUGCUCACGCCGACGACUCUCGGGCAGUCGCUGUUCGGGGAGGCGAACUACCAAUCUGCGAGGCCGCACUUGCAGCAAAGUGGCGACUACGCGACGCUGUAUGAUUCCUACGUGUUGUCGCAGGCCGCCGCGAUAAUUGCGACAACCAGGAGGUCCGACGGGUGGACCGCGUUUGCAGCGCUAUCCGCGUUUUUGAACUGGGACCGGGAAAGGUACAAGUAUGAGUUGCAAACGCGUCUGGGUCCUCAGGGUCUGGAACAAGAAUGGAACUAGGCUUUAUCUGUGACAUUAUGCGCAUUUUAGCGAUGAAUGGGCAUGGGGCAUGUAAGAUCUGGGAUGCAUGAAGCUCAUGAUGGCUCCCCACAUGACACUGCUUGUUAUAGCAAAAUGCGAAGACUUCUCAUACUUACUAUUGGUGCCUUAUUGACGCUGCACUCUGUAGCACCGACCUCGGAAAAAAAAUCCUAAAUCUGGUGGUGCGUCGAGGUGGGUACAGAAGUCCGCCUCCGUUUCUCAUCAUGGAGACGCCAGCAGUACUUCCUGUUUUCCAGACCCAGACCCAGGUAUGUCUGCAUUUCAUAACAAGUAUCCGGUGCCGAUUUUGUCUCUGCACCGUCUUUAUCCUCGAUGCAAAGGUAUCGUCUACUCAUACUAGUUGCGACAGCACUGCAUGGUGACAGAUCCGGUUUCUUGAUGCCCGAAACUCGACGAUGAGUAUUUCUAGAUGGACUUAUCCGGGCGCAGAGGUUUUGAAAAAAUUUAUGUGUCUCUACUAUGAUGUGCACGAUCCUUUUUCAAUGCAUGGCCUCCACAUGGACCGGGACCGGUAUCGGUACGCACAGUACGAGCGCGCAAACUGCAGAGUCGGCCCGGUUGCGGUGAACGUAUUUCACUUUCCGGAGCAGGAGCUGUUUUGGCGGGUAGUGUACCAAAGAUUACGUGGCACAGAGGAGGUCACGCUGAGGGCGAAACGCGGCGCGUGGUUCCAUCGGGAAGCGUAUAGUGAAGAAUACGCGCCUGCUUGACAGGACGUUGUUGUGUGCUGUCCUUGCAUGAUUUUCUUCACCAUGAGGAGCGUGGUUGAAGGUAAAACGCGGCAGGAAAGAUAGUUAGACGCUUAUGCGGAACGAUUUGGCGGUCUUGGUCGUGUCGGUACU